UAAUCCACCAACUAAAAACGUGAUCUACCCACACACACACACACACACACACAAAUCAAUCCAACCACCCCGCCGCGUCCGAGCCCAGGGAGAAGAAAUCAGAUCACUGACGCGACGCGACUGAUCGUCGUCAUGAUCUGCUGACUGCUGCUGCUGCUGCUGCUGUUCUCGUGCCGUCGCCCGCCACAUCGCUUUUUCCACGCACCCUUUUUGGCUGCACGCAUACGCACGCGGCGCAGGUUUUUGUUCUGUGGUGGCGCCAUCCAUCCGUUACAAGUGCGCAGGACGGCGGCCCAGUUUUCUUCUUGAUCUCCUCCUCCCAGCCGGCGGCCUCCGCCUCCCUGCACUCUCGGUUCCCCCCGCAACUGCGCCGCGCCAUGGGGCCUCCGCGAGGCAGCAGGACAUUGCCUUGUGGCGUCGCUACGGCCUUCGUCGCCGCGGCGGUGGUGCUGGCCAUCAUCAUCUGGUCCGCAGCCGCUGCGGAUGUGGUCGAGGAGAGGCUGACGGUGCCCAUGACGAUCGUCGCCGGCGCCGCGUCGAGUGGGGCAGUGUGCCUCGACGGGAGCCCGCCGGCGUACCACCUGCACCGCGGCUCCGGCGCAGGUGCGCGGAACUGGCUGCUCCAGUUCGAGGGCGGCGGCUGGUGCAACGACGUGCGGUCGUGCGCGGAGAGGGCCGGGACGCGCCGAGGAUCCACCCGGCUCAUGCCCAAGGUCGAGUUCUUCUCCGGCAUCCUCAGCAACCGUCCGGCCAUGAAUCCAGACUUUUACAACUGGAACCGUGUGAAACUGCGUUACUGCGACGGCGGAUCCUUCAUGGGUGAUUCAGUAUAUAUAAACAGCUCCACAGUCCUCUACUUUAGUGGUCAGAGGAUAUGGGAUGCUAUCAUCACUGAUCUGCUUAGGAAGGGACUGGCGAGAGCCGAAAAGGUUCUGCUCUCAGGUUGUUCAGCAGGAGGCCUAGCCACAUUCUUCCACUGCGACAGCCUUAAGGAGCGGCUUGGAGGCAUUGUCACGGUGAAAUGCCUCGGUGACGCCGGAUUUUUUCUUGAUCUGAGUGACAUUUCUGGGAACAACACCAUAAGGCAAUUCUUUAGCAGCCUAGUCUCCCUGCAGGAAGUUCAGAAGAAUUUGAACAUAGACUGCCUGAAUUCAACAGACAAUGCAUACAUGUGUUUCUUUCCACAGUUCGCACUUCCAAACAUCCGAACCCCGUUUUUCAUCUUGAAUUCAGCUUAUGAUGUAUAUCAGUUCCAUCACAUUUUGGUGCCCCCUUCAUCUGAUCCUAGAGGCCAUUGGAGCCGCUGUAAGUCAGAUCCUGGUGCAUGCAGCACAGAACAGAUUGCUACCCUCCAAGGACUGAGAAGUGCAAUGUUGAUAUCUCUGAAACAGUUUGAAAGCAAACCAAUGGCAGGGAUGUUCAUUAACUCCUGCUUUGCACAUUGCCAGAGUGAGCUGCAGGACGCAUGGUUUGCACCAAAUUCUCCAUUGAUAGAUAACAAGAAAAUUGCAGAGGUGGUAGGUGAUUGGUACUUUGAAAGAGGUGCUGCCAUUGAGAUUGACUGCGCCUAUCCUUGUGAUUCAACUUGUCACAACCUUAUACCAUUUGAUCAGAAUGGAAUCUCUGGCGCCUGAAGUGGACCAUGGUUCAGUAGCAUUAACGUUUGCCCAAAAAAAUGAUUGAUUGCCUGUAUAUAUUGCAUAUUGUAUCACAAUUCAAUUUGGCACAUAGAUGAAUAAAAUGUAGAGCCAAUGCUCUUGAAAGAUAUGCAACAUUUGGUAUGUUUUUCCA
Messenger RNA from Sorghum bicolor (sorghum), 1791 nucleotides. RefSeq names its product pectin acetylesterase 9. Bases 378 to 1634 code for a protein of 418 amino acids. Gene Ontology annotation, molecular function: hydrolase activity. The transcript is spliced from 12 exons. Lineage: Eukaryota; Viridiplantae; Streptophyta; Magnoliopsida; Poales; Poaceae. The record is from RefSeq and is a predicted model, not a curated record.